AUGAAAAAGCUCGAAUCCGAUGAGAUAGAGCUGAGAAAGAAGCUGAUAGAGAAAGAGAUGGAGCUGCAGUAUGUAACGUGGAAGAACGAGCGUCUCACGAGCGGAAUGGAGUUAGAGAAGAUGGAGUGUGAUCAGUGGAAGAAAGCUGAAGAAGCCGCAGCUUCUAUGCUCUCUGACUCUGGUGGUGACACCAGCAAUAACUGUGAAGGAAAGUACGUGGAGAAUACGAUGGAGCUGCAGAGUGUAAUGCGGCAGAACGAGAGUCUCAGGAGCGAAAUAGAGAAGAUGAAGAGCGAAAAGAAAAAUUGA
Molecule: messenger RNA, 309 nt
Organism: Microthlaspi erraticum
Lineage: Eukaryota; Viridiplantae; Streptophyta; Magnoliopsida; Brassicales; Brassicaceae
Source: the annotation of a GenBank genome assembly